Phycomyces blakesleeanus NRRL 1555(-) is the source of this 384-nucleotide messenger RNA. RefSeq lists its product as hypothetical. NCBI's taxonomy places the organism in Eukaryota, Fungi, Mucoromycota, Mucoromycetes, Mucorales, Phycomycetaceae. The record is from RefSeq and is a predicted model, not a curated record. The coding region runs from base 1 to 384 and encodes 127 amino acids. The transcript has 2 exons.
AUGUGCCUAACAUUUGACUUCAGAGUUUCAAAUGGUCCCUGUUAUCACUUGUAUGGUGACCCAGCCUACAGCUUAUCAGAUUUUAUAAUGGUGUCAUUUGACAGGUUAUCAUCAGAUGAAAUUGAUCUAGAGAUUAUUAAGAAGAUGUCUACUAUGCAAGUUAUGGUUAAACAUGAGUUUGUUUAUGUUAGAAGUCUUUAUGCUUUCUUAAAGUAUUUGCAGACACAGCAAAGUGGACACUUUUCCAUUGGCCAAUACUAUGUGGUAGGAACAUUCUUGAAGAACAUUUAUAUUUGUUUUAAUGAUAGUAAUCAAACCAGCAAAAAGUGUGAUAUCCCUCCACCUUCUCCAGAGGACUAUAACAACGGCCUUGUUUGUGAAUAA